AUGAGGAGAUUAGCCUUCUGCCUUCUCCUGCUUUCACAGGCGACCAGCACGUUGGGGACAAACGCACAGUACUACCAGGAGAAUCUCGGAGACGGCACCGCCAGGCGAGAGCCUGCUGAUCACCGUCUCGGUCCCAGGACGGAUGUCGGGACAGACCAUGCCCAGCCGGCGGCUCGGCAGCCAGGGGCCGAACUCGUCGACGCCGCACUUGCGCAGCUGACCAAAGUGUCGCGGUCGUCCCGGCAGCGGAGGAAGAGGGCAAGCGGGCUCGUGGGGACCGUUGUCCGCUAUAUCCUAGACACCAUUCCUACGGGACCGGCUGCGGCCCCGGUUCCAGGCCAGCCAAAACCCGCGGCGAGCGGUCCUCUCGGGAAAGCCGUCCAGCUGCUGGAAACGGCCGCGAACCAAAACAACUCGGAUGCUCUGCACCUGUUGGCCGAGUUCAGCUUCUUCGGCAACCAUAGCUACCCGAGGGACCUCCACGCCGCCUACAGAUACUACGACGAUCUGGCCAGCAACCACGGCAACACGACCGCGCAGUACAUGCUGGGCCUCUUCCACUCGACCGGCAUCGGCAACGUGGUGCCUCGAGACCAGGCCAAGGCGCUGCUUUACUACACCUUCGCCGCCAUACGGGGAGACGCUCGGGCCGAGAUGGCGGCGGCCUACAGGCACCACGUCGGCAUCGGCGCCUCGAAGAGCUGCGACGUGGCCGUCAGGUACUACAAGCGCGUCGCCGACAAGGCCGUCCAGUGGUACCGAUCCGGCCCUCCCGGGGGCGUGUCGUGGAUCUCGCAGAGCUGGCGGAUCGCCGACGACCACGGCGGCGUCUACGGCGAGGGCGCCAGCGCAGCCAGCUCCGGCAUGAACGCGCGCAAGGUCAACGUGCACUCGGAUGCCAACGCCGCUAUCGGCGACGUCAUCGAGUACCUGGACCUCAUGUCGCAAAAGGGGGACAUCAAAGCCUCGCUCAACCUGGGCAGGAUAUUCUACGAAGGGCAGCGGGGGCUCGGCCAGGACUUCAACGUGGCGCGCAAGUACUUCCUCCAGGUGGCCUACAAGUACUGGAGGAAGGACGGCCGGCUCGCCGAGAACGUCAAGCCGGGCACCGACAAGAUUGCCGCCAAGGCCGCGGGUUUCCUUGGCCGCAUGUACCUCCGGGGCGACGGCGUGCCGCAAAGCUUCGACAGGGCAAGAGUGUGGUUCGAGCGCGGCAUCAAGCUCCGCGACCCCCAGUCGCAGUACGGCAUGGGCCUGAUGCUGCUCAACGGCCACGGCGAAAAGGAAAACGUCAGGCGAGCCUCGGAGCUGCUGCAGCAGGCCGCGGCCGGCGACUACGCCCCGGCUCAGGUGGAGAUGGGCCGCCUGUACCUCGACCAAGGCGACUCGGGGGACCUGCAGGCGGCGAGCAACUUUUUCGACCUCGCGGCCCGGUACGGCAACAUCGAGUCCCACUACUACCUGGCGGAGAUGAUGCACCACGGCGUGGGGCGCGAAAAGUCGUGCAGCCUGGCCCUGGGCUACUACAAGAACGUCGCCGAGAAGGCGGAGCCGCUCGUCUCCUCGUGGGGCGACGCCAACGAGGCGUACGGCUCCGGCGACUACGAGCUCGCUGUGCUCGAAUAUCUCAUGGCCGCCGAGCAAGGGUACGAGAAGGCCCAGAACAACGUGGCCUACCUGCUCGACAUUGUGCAGUCGAAAAAGUCGACCCCGAGGUGGCUGGGCGGCGGAGUCGGGGCCGAGAGCGCCUUGCUGGACAACCCCAGCCUGGCCUUGAUCUACUGGACCCGGUCGUCGAAGCAGUCCAACGUCGACUCGCUCGUCAAGAUGGGAGACUACUACUUUUACGGCCUGGGUGCCGAGCCAGACGUCAAGAAGGCCGUCCAGUGCUACGCGGGGGCGUCGGAGUACUCCCAGAGCGCCCAGGCGCUUUUCAACCUGGGCUGGAUGCACGAAAACGGGCUGGGCCUCGAGCAAGACUUUCACCUGGCCAAGAGGUACUACGAUCAGGCGUUGGAGGUGAACGAGGAGGCCUACCUUCCCGUGACCCUCAGUCUGCUCAAGCUCCGUAUCCGAAGUGCCUGGAACACGAUGACGCAUGGAGACGUUCACUCUAUUGAAGAGGAGCCUAGUAAAAGCAAGGACUGGUCUUUGUCUGAGUGGAUCGCGAAUUUCAUGAAGGACGAUGGCUCCUACGACGACGAGGUCGAGAACACCAACUACAUGAAUGACGACGAUGCCUUGGACGUGGGAGACGAUGACUAUCUCGACGCAGGUGGCGUGGUGGAAAGCGUCCUCAUCCUAGGCGUCACAAUGUCCCUGGUUCUACUCCUGUGGUAUCGACAGAGGAUGCAGCAGGCCAACGCGCAAGCCGACGAGGCCAGACGACGAGGGCAAAACCACGAGCAGCCGCAGCAGCCGCAGCAGCCGCAUCCACUGCCGCAACCGCAACCGGGCCAAGGCGGCAAUGCGGCAAAUCCAGUCAACGGGUUCGCCGGAUGGGCUGCCGGUGGAAUGGGGCUAUAG
Molecule: messenger RNA, 2526 nt
Organism: Ustilaginoidea virens
Lineage: Eukaryota; Fungi; Ascomycota; Sordariomycetes; Hypocreales; Clavicipitaceae
Exons: 4
Coding region: 1-2526 (841 amino acids)
Biological process (GO): ERAD pathway
Cellular component (GO): endoplasmic reticulum membrane
Molecular function (GO): protein binding
Source: RefSeq, a predicted model, not a curated record